AGUAUUAUUCAGGCCAUUUACACUGACGAAUUACAAAAACCCAAAACUCUGUAUUCUCAGACACAUAACAACAAUCUCUCUGAAAUCACAAUGAUGGACGCAUCAAAAUUGAAAGAAUUCGAAUUGUUCAUCGAUCAGUGCAAAUCCAAUCCUUCUCUUCUCGCUGAUCCUUCCCUCUCCUUCUUCCGCGACUACCUCGAAAGUCUCGGAGCGAAGCUGCCUCCCGCUUCAUACAACCAAGGCGACUCCAAAUCGAAGAGCUAUGUGGUGGAGGAGAGCGACGAUGAAAUGGAAGAGAAUGAAGGAGCACAAAAGACUGUUGAAGAGGAAGAAGAGGACGAAAUAAUCGAAUCUGAUAUUGAGCUUGAAGGAGAAAGAGUUGAGCCUGACGAUGAUGCUCCACAGAAGAUGGGAGACCGUACGAUUGAGGUUACUGAAGAGAGCCGUGAAGCUUCGCAGGAGGCCAAGGCCAAAGCCAUGGAAGCCAUCUCUGAAGGAAAGCUCGAGGAGGCGAUCGGGCAUCUGACUGAGGCAAUUUUGCUGAAUCCAACAUCAGCAAUUAUGUAUGGGACUAGAGCUAGUGUAUACAUCAAAAUGAAGAAGCCUAAUGCUGCCAUCAGGGAUGCUAAUGCAGCUUUAGAGAUUAACCCAGAUUCUGCUAAGGGCUACAAGUCUCGUGGUAUGGCAAGGGCAUUGCUUGGUCAGUGGGAGGAGGCCGCAAAGGAUCUUCACUUGGCAUCAAAGUUAGAUUAUGAUGAAGAAAUAAGUGCUGUACUUAAGAAGGUUGAACCUAACGCACACAGGAUUGAAGAACACCGUAGGAAGUAUGACAGGCUGCGGAAAGAGCGGGAGGAAAGAAAGAUUGAGCGUGAAAGACGUCGUCGUCGUGCUGAAGCUCAGGCUGCAUAUGAGAAGGCUAAGCAGCAAGAGCAGUCUUCUUCGAGUAGAAAACCUGGAGGCAUGCCUGGAGGCUUUCCAGGUGGCACACCUGGAGGCUUUCCAGGAGGUAUGCCUGGGGGCUUCCCAGGUAGCAUGCCUGGAGGGGUGCCUGGAAAUGUUGACUUCAGCAAGAUAUUGAAUGACCCUGAAUUGAUGGCAGCAUUUAGUGAUCCAGAAAUCAUGGCUGCUCUUCAAGAUGUGAUGAAGAAUCCUGCUAACCUUGUGAAGCAUCAAGCAAAUCCUAAAGUGGCUCCUAUAAUAGCAAAGAUGAUGGGGAAAUUUGCAGGACCAAACUAGAUUGUUUUUGCAACUGACAUCAAAUUUGUUGAUGGUUCUCCUGUUCAUGUGUCAUCUCCGAAAUUUUUGUGAAGCUAUUACACUCUGGACAUGGUUAUUGCAAAUCACGGUAUUGUCGUGCCAUGUAUUUGUCUGGAGGGUGAAGGCGAAAACAUAUUUCAUAUGAAAGCUUAAAAGUUUGACCCUUUUUUGUGUAUUUGGGAUCGGAAUGUAAGAAUUUUUGAAGUAAAAAACAGUAUGGCAAUAGGGCUGAGACAUAUGUUUGAAUUUCAUCCGAGUACUGGUUUGUCACUAUUACCUGGUCAGUAAUGAUAAUUUCUUGCUGGGUGGAUCUACAGAAUUCUCAAAGUAGGUUAGCUUUUCUGCUUUUGGAUUGAAAAAGGAAUGUGCUUUAAUACAAUUUGGAAUUGCUGA
This is a messenger RNA of Pistacia vera, 1650 nucleotides long. Its product is annotated as FAM10 family protein At4g22670. NCBI's taxonomy places the organism in Eukaryota, Viridiplantae, Streptophyta, Magnoliopsida, Sapindales, Anacardiaceae. The coding region runs from base 91 to 1236 and encodes 381 amino acids. The transcript has 11 exons. Gene Ontology annotation, molecular function: protein dimerization activity; Hsp70 protein binding. The record is from RefSeq and is a predicted model, not a curated record.